GAAAGACGUAAACCGCCGAAUAAAGUUGACAAAAAAAAGAAAUGGCAGCUCGUCUCCUCACCAACACCACAUUUCUCCUCCUCCCUCCCCUCCUCCUCCUUCUGGUCGCCACCGCGGCCUCUGCCGCCACCUCAUCGUCAACCACGGCCUCCAAGAGCUUCGUGAAGACAUCGUGCAGAAAGGCUACGUACCCGAGCCUCUGCUACAGCUCCCUCUCGCCUUCCGCCUCCAGCAUCAAGUCCAACCCCUGGAAGCUCUGCCGCACCGCCAUGACUGUCUCCCUCAACUCCGCUCACAAAGCGAAGGCAGCCUUCUCGAGCAUGUUGAAGAGCAAGUCCCUCACCAAGGCUGAGAAGGCUGCGGUAAAGCAGUGCCGGGACACCAUGGACGACUCCAUCGACCAGCUCAAGCAGUCGGCCAACAUCAUGUCAAGGAUCAUACAGGACCAGUCCUCCAAGUCAUCCUCGUACUCGACGUCCGAGAUGGAGUUCAAGAUGUCGAACGUGAAGACUUACAUGAGCGGCGCGAUCACGGACGACAGCACGUGUACGGACGGGCUGGAGGAGGAGCCAGUGAGGGCGUCUCUGAAGAAGCGGAUCUUGAAGUUGGAGUCGGCGGUCGAAAGGUUGACUAGCAACGGUCUCUCCCUCAUCAACACCCUCAAAUAUUAACCAAUAAUUAAUUACAGCUUCAUUUAUUUAAUUAUAUCUAUUAAUAAUUCAAGACAUGUUAAGACACCUCUCUCUUUAAUUUGUUUACCUGCUUUUUCUUUUCGAGUUUCGUCAUUUACAUCAUAUUAGGGGAAGCAAAUCAUAUUAGGGGAAGCAAAAGCGAACGAGACGUGUUUUUGAUAAGAAGUAGGGACGUGUUGUUGUAUGACAUUUCCUUUUUCUCAAAUAGUGGAUUUAAAACUGGGUGCUACAUGUGCCUUAUACGAUUUGAUUUCGACU
Punica granatum (pomegranate) is the source of this 950-nucleotide messenger RNA. The record is from RefSeq and is a predicted model, not a curated record. Lineage: Eukaryota; Viridiplantae; Streptophyta; Magnoliopsida; Myrtales; Lythraceae.